Messenger RNA from Oryza brachyantha (malo sina), 1180 nucleotides. Its product is annotated as glutathione S-transferase T3-like. The coding region runs from base 33 to 548 and encodes 171 amino acids. The record is from RefSeq and is a predicted model, not a curated record. The transcript has 2 exons. Lineage: Eukaryota; Viridiplantae; Streptophyta; Magnoliopsida; Poales; Poaceae.
CCUAUGGAACGCCCCAAGCUGUGAAUCAAGGUAUGUCAACAAAUGAUCCGGUGAACAUUGACAAUGAUGAAGACGACAAUGUGGCAGAAAGGCAAGUAAAGAAAAAAUAUUGGAGUCAUGAAGAGGAGGAGAGACUGGCCAGUUCUUGGUUGAAUGCUUCCAAAGAUCCAAUUAAGGGAAAUGAUAGGAAAGGUGAUACAUUUUGGAAGGAGGUUACCGAAGAAUUUAACAAGUUAGGGAAUGGGAAAUAUACAAGGAAAACAAACCAGUUGAAGGUUCACUGGACACGCCUAAAGUCAUCUACCAAUGAUUUCAAUGGCUUCUGGAGUACUGUGACUAAAAUACAUACAAGUGGAUACUCAAAUAACAUGCUAGAGGAUGAGGCUCAGAAGAUGCAUGAGCAAAAGUUUGGAAAGCCUUUCUCGUUGGUGCAUUGGUGGAGGAUACUAAAAGACGAGCCGAAAUGGUGUGCGCAGUUUCAGGAGACAGAUAACAACAAGAGCGAGUUACUUGAUGAUACAGAUGAGCCGAAAAAGUGCCGACGAUGAUUCUUGAGGCCGUGGCAUCACAUGAUCUUUGGAUUUGGCAUGCGUUCUUCGGAGCAGCUGGUUCUAACAAUGAUAUUAAUGUUUUGAACCAAUCUACUAUAUUUAUCAAUGAGCUAAAAGGACAAGCUCCUAGAGUCCAGUAUAUAGUCAAUGGGAAUCAACACAAUAUAGGGUACUAUCUUGCUGAUGGAAUAUACCCUGAAUGGGCUGUAUUCGUGAAGUCAAUACAUAUGCCCAUCACUGAGAAGGACAAGUUGUAUGCAGAACAUCAAGAAGGGGCAAGAAAGGAUAUUGAAAGAGCCUUUGGGGUAUUGCGUCGUCGAUUUUUCAUUUUAAAACGACCAGCUCGUCUAUUUGUCCGAGAUCAACUUCAAGAUGUUGUUCUAGCUUGCAUCAUACUUCACAAUAAGAUAGUUGAAGAUGAGAAGGAAGAUGACAUUGAAGAAAAUCUAGAUCUGAAUGUGGCUCCUAGUUCAGCAACGGUUCAAGAACCGGAAAUCUCUCCUGAUCAGAAUGUUCCGUUUGAGAGAGUUCUAGAAAAAGAUAGUGAUAUUCGAGAUCGAUCGGCUGAUUUCCGACUUAAGAAGGAUUUAGUGGAACAUAUUUGGAAUAAGUUUGGUCGCACUUGAGAU